UAACUAGAUGUAAAAUAUUUGAAAUAUAUGGCAGACGCAGCAGCAAAAGCAAAGCCCAAAGUGGCAAAAAAGCCAAAGGAGAAGGCUGCUGAACCAGUCCCUCUUAAAAAGCGACCCUUCAAGAGGCAUGGACGUCUCUAUGCCAAAGCUAUUUUCACUGGCUACAGGCGUGGACUCCGUAACCAACAUGAACACACGGCUCUACUGAGAAUCGAAGGCGCUCGUGUCAAGCCUGAUUCAGAUUUCUACGUCGGUAAACGUUGUGUCUAUGUAUACAAGGCCAAGAACAAGACCCCUGUUCCCGGCAAAACAACCAAGAAGUCUAAGGUGCGUGCUAUUUGGGGAAAGGUUACUCGUCCCCAUGGAACUAGCGGAUCUGUUCGCGCCAAGUUCAAGAGGAAUUUACCUGCUAAGGCCAUGGGACACCGCAUUAGGAUUAUGCUGUACCCAAGCCGAGUGUAAAAAUCUUCUGUACAAUAUAAACAAAUAAAUAAAAUCCAUUUUGGUACCAAAA
This is a messenger RNA of Diprion similis, 514 nucleotides long. It is a transcript of the gene RpL35A, whose product is annotated as 60S ribosomal protein L35a. The coding region runs from base 28 to 462 and encodes 144 amino acids. Gene Ontology annotation, cellular component: cytosolic large ribosomal subunit; ribosome. Gene Ontology annotation, molecular function: structural constituent of ribosome. The transcript is spliced from 4 exons. NCBI's taxonomy places the organism in Eukaryota, Metazoa, Arthropoda, Insecta, Hymenoptera, Diprionidae. The record is from RefSeq and is a predicted model, not a curated record. Gene Ontology annotation, biological process: cytoplasmic translation; ribosomal large subunit biogenesis.